Messenger RNA from Sphaeramia orbicularis (orbiculate cardinalfish), 4700 nucleotides. RefSeq names its product mcf.2 cell line derived transforming sequence-like b (gene mcf2lb). The record is from RefSeq and is a predicted model, not a curated record. Gene Ontology annotation, cellular component: cytoplasm. Bases 517 to 4170 code for a protein of 1217 amino acids. Gene Ontology annotation, biological process: positive regulation of Rho protein signal transduction; intracellular signal transduction. The transcript is spliced from 32 exons. Lineage: Eukaryota; Metazoa; Chordata; Actinopteri; Kurtiformes; Apogonidae. Gene Ontology annotation, molecular function: protein binding; guanyl-nucleotide exchange factor activity.
UGCACAGGUUUGCAGCAUCAUCUGUGCUGAGGCUGAAGCAUGCAUGUGUGAACAGGGCUGCCUCCUGCACCACCACCUCCUGCACAUCUCCAUUGCCGACAUCCUUCGCUCUGUGGAGGGAUCAUCGCUGCAGCCCUGGUUGUCACGGCUCUAGCAUCUUCAGCAACAUCUUAUCAACCAUCUCUGCAGCAUCCUCUCCAUCCUCGAAAGCAAUUUCAGCCACAGUGCUGAGACACACGCCCCCCUUCUGUCAGAUCUGUUCCCUUCAACGUCAGUGUGUCGCAAAAGACAGCAGGCAGAUAGUCACCUCCAGGUCUCGUUUACCUUCUUGUGUCCUCUGUCCCCUCAGCUUGUCUUGGUUUGCCACCACGCCAGACCCCAUCUCCCAUUCUCUACUCCUUCCACUCCUCAUCUGCUCUCCGAAGCACGGUCCAGGACUAAACAGGCAAGCUGUCUCUUCUUCCCGUGAAAGUGUCUGUUGGCUGGGCAGCUGGUCUUCCGCUGUCCCUCUGGAGGAUGAUCCUGUGGAUGAAGACAGAAGAGAUGGCCCUUGGGGAGCUACUGGAGAGACUGAGGACCGUCACUCAAAGCAUAGAUGAGCUCAUGCAGCUGGACAGCAGUCCCCUCCGUGCUGCAGACAUCACCCCUGACCUCAGGAAACAGUUCGCCUUCCUCUCAGGGGGUAGAGGUGAUAACGGCAGCCCCAUCAUUGUGUUCCCAGAAUUCCCUGCAUUUGGAGAGAUCACAGACAGGGAAUUCCACAAUGUGCUCACAUACUUGACAAGUGUGCCCAGUUUGUCUGCAACAGGAGUGGGUUUUAUCCUGGUCAUUGAUCGGCGACAAGACAGAUGGGCAGCAGUCAAGGGGACCCUGCUUCGUAUUGCAGGCGCCUUCCCAGGGAACCUCCAGCUGGUUCUGGUUUUGAGGCCCACCACCCUCCUGCAGCGCACACUCUCUGACAUCCUUUUCAAGUUCAACAAGGAUGAGUUCAAGAUGAAAGUGCCGGUGAUAAUGCUGAGCUCUAUAACUGAGCUCCACUCCUACAUUGACCGCAGUCAGCUGACCCAGGAACUCGGGGGAACACAGGAGUACUGCCACGAGAAGUGGAUCUCUCACCGAACUGCUAUUGAAGGCUUUGCAUUGAUGGUAAAGAGAACAGCGCAGACUCUUCAGUCAUUUGGGACUGAGCUGGCUGAAACUGAGCUCCCCAAUGAAAUCCAGGCCACAACUGCCCUGCUCAGCAUGCACACCACUAAGAAAGACAAAAUGAAGGAUGAUCUGCUGGUGGCUUUGGAACAGGGCAGUCGGCUGCUAGAGAGCAUCAAUGAGCCUGUUGUACGAGACCCUGACCACAAUAUGAACCAGGAUGAGCUGGAAAACCUGGCCACAGUGCAAAGACUGUUGUCUCAGCUGGACGAGACAGAAAGGGCUUUUGAUGAGUUCUGGGUGAGGCAUCAUACCAAACUGGAGCAGUGUCUCCAACUACGACACUUUGAGCACAACUACAAAGAGGUGAGGGCUCUGCUGGAUCAGGUGUCUGAGAAACUUGCAACCUUCUCUGAGGUGGGGAUCAGUCCCGCCCAUGCGGACCAUAUCUUCUGUGAACUCACCACCUAUGAGGAGAGAGUCUGUGAGGUGUUGGACAGAGCUUUGGCUUUGGCCCGUGAAGGCGAUGAAUUGAUCCAAAACUCCCACUAUGCUGAGGACUCCAUUCAGCCCAAAUGCAGUGAACUCAGAGUACUGAGUGAAGAUGUGAGCAGCAACAUGAGGGCCAAGAAAGACCACCUCCUCAAAGCGAUGGAGCUACACCACUGUUUGGAGAGGGUGUUGAAGUGGUGUGAUGAUGGUAUAUACCUGCUGGCAUCUCAGCCAGUAGACAAGUGUCAGUCACAUGAGGGGGCAGAAGUUGCCCUGCAGGAGCUGGAGCGCUACAUGGAUAAUGCCGGCCAGAACCAGCUGACAGACCUGGACACUAUCUGGGGAGAAUAUGAGGCAGUUCUCAACCAGCAGUUCAGAGAUCAAGUGGAGAAGGUGUUCCAGAAACAGGCGUCUAUGCAGGAGAUGUUUGACAAGAGGAGGGUCAGCCUGAAGAAACUCGCAGCCAAACAGACAAGGCCGGUGCAGCCGGUUGCCCCCAGACCUGAGGCCUUCAUCAAAUCCCCUCUCAGCUCACCUGCACACAGAGCACAACAGGAGAAAAACUCAGAGGGAGACUCUGGUAUCAACUGUGAAAAAGGAAACAGCCAUCUGCUGAACGGAGACAGUAACAGCAGACAUGCCUCCCUGUCAGAGGAGGAGGAGAACCUGGCAGUGCUGAGGAGGCACGUUAUGAAUGAACUCCUGGAAACUGAGAGGGCCUAUGUAGAGGAGCUGCUUUGUGUAUUACAGGGAUAUGCUUCUGAGAUGGAUAAUCCUGCGAUGGCUCACCUCAUCCCUGCUCCUUUGCAAAACAAAAAGGAGAUUUUGUUUGGCAACAUGCCAGAAAUUUACCACUUCCACAAGAGGACUUUUCUGAGGGAGCUGGAGCAGUACACAGACUGCCCAGAGUUGGUUGGGAGAUGUUUUCUAGAGAGGAUGACAGACUUGCAGAUCUACGAGAAGUACUGUCACAACAAGCCUCGCUCUGAAAGCCUCUGGAGGCAGUGUUCUGACUGCGCCUUCUUCCAGGUGAACAGACCACCAGCACAUUUAUAUCAUCACAAAUGUGACGUUAUUUGUUUUAUUUUGCUAAUUCCUUUUUGUUUAAUGCAUCAGGAAUGUCAGAAAAAGCUGGAGCAUAAACUGGGGUUAGAUUCUUACCUUCUGAAGCCAGUUCAGAGGAUUACCAAAUAUCAGCUGUUACUAAAGGAAAUGUUGAAGUACAGUAAGACUUGUGAAGGAGCUGAUGACCUGCAGGAGGCUCUGUCCUCCAUUUUGGGCAUCCUCAAGGCCGUCAACGACUCCAUGCACCUCAUUGCCAUUACAGGAUAUGAGGGUAACCUGAGUGAGUUGGGCAAGCUGCUGAUGCAGGGCUCAUUUAGCGUGUGGACGGAGCAUAAGAAAGGCCACGCCAAGGUUAAGGAUCUGGCCCGUUUCAAGCCCAUGCAGAGACACCUGUUCCUCCAUGAGAAGGCCCUGCUCUUCUGCAAAAGAAGGGAGGAGAACGGGGAAGGCUAUGAGAAAGCUCCUUCCUACAGCUUCAAACAAUCUCUUAGUAUGAGUGCAGUUGGUAUAACUGAAAAUGCAAAGGGAGACAACAAGAAGUUUGAAAUUUGGUGCAACUCCAGGGAGGAGGUCUACAUUAUUCAGGCACCGACAACUGAAGUGAAAACCACUUGGGUUAAUGAGAUGAGGAAGGUAUUGACUACACAGCUGGAGGCUUGCAGAGAAGCCAGCCAGCAGAGGGCACCAGACCAGGUGUUCCAGUUCCCCCCUGUGUCCAGUGGACCAGUAAACCUUAGUCCAUUCAAGACUGGACAGAAGACCUUGAAAAAAGGGGAGGAGAAGAAAGCCGAGCCCUGCAGCCCUGACGCCAACUCCUCUUCACCAAAGCCCACAGGAAAAGACGAGGCUGUGACAAGCCCUACCUCAGACAGAGCUGCUGUGGCUAAAAAGCGCUUUACCUUACAAGGCUUCAGUAACCUCAAAGGUCAGAAAGAACCUUCAACUUCUGAUGAUAAAAGUUUAACAUUACCCAUGACGAUCAUCCCAUUGCCAGGAUCUCCCACGAGCCCCGAUCACAAGACGAAACGACAGAGUGAUCCCACACCCUUUGGCUUCAAAGGCUGGAGUAAAGCUUCUCUCUCACUGGAUGCCUCAGAAGAGCAUGACGGUUAUUCCAGCGCAGAGGAUCCUCUGAACUCUGACCCAGAGGACGACAACGGCAAGAAGCUGUGUGCUGGUAAAUACACAGUAAUGGCAGACUAUGAUGGAGACAGCGUUCAGGAGCUCUCAGUGAAGAGUGGAGACAUGGUUGAGCUCAUCAAAGAGGGAGAUGAUGGCCACUGGUUGGUUCGUAACCUGAGCACGUCUAAGGAGGGUUGGAUUGCUGCUUCUAAUCUCAUCACCAUUAUCGGAAAGUCCAUGUCUUGCCAGUCGCUCACCAGCUCAGAAGGCAGUGGCUCUGGAAACCUCAGCUCCUCGUCCAGCUGCAGCGAGACCUACACGAGUUUCUCUGACAUCAAACCCUGAGCUCCUCCUCCUCCUCCUCCUUCUCCUCCUCCUCCUCCUCCACCUCUUUGGCACUUUCUUCACAACCAAACUGCCCUCUUGAAUGCUAGCAUCAUGUGACUGUCUGUGCUGUAUUGCCAACAUCAGUACCCAUAAGACAUCUGUCAACUUUCCACUGAAAAUAAUAUUUUUUCAUCUUUUUUAAAUCACGCACAUCCACAGAAUAUUCACAUAACAGCACAUGUUGCAGAUUUUCAGUGAAAAUGCUCACAUGUGAACACUUUACAGACAGUUAUUUCACAGUAUAUUAAUGUCAGCCUACUCUAGUCAUACAAUUGUCUGUUUUCAUGAGCAUCUGUGUGAGUAUAAUGUAAUAGAUGUAUGAAUGGGCCAGCGGGACUGUUCUCAGCUAAUGCAUCUAUUUGUGCUAAAAGUGGGAAAGGUUAUUCAUCAUGUCGUAUGUUCAUGACAGUUCCAUCUCGCCAGUUUGGGUUAAUCUGCACUAACUCACACAGGAGUUUAUAAUUUCACUGUUACUGUAUGUAUGUAUA